Molecule: messenger RNA, 2783 nt
Organism: Branchiostoma floridae (Florida lancelet)
Lineage: Eukaryota; Metazoa; Chordata; Leptocardii; Amphioxiformes; Branchiostomatidae
Product: 1-acyl-sn-glycerol-3-phosphate acyltransferase delta-like
Exons: 9
Coding region: 153-1298 (381 amino acids)
Cellular component (GO): endomembrane system
Molecular function (GO): 1-acylglycerol-3-phosphate O-acyltransferase activity
Source: RefSeq, a predicted model, not a curated record
CACUAAUUUUUCGCUCCAGAAGGUUGAUGACCUUUGCACUUUCUGAAGAUACCCUUUUCCUCGCCUUGGUGUGUUUCGUUCCUUUACCACUGACGUGUACGUCUCCAGCUUGACCUGAGGUUUAAAGGUGUACAGAUCUAUCUGGAGUCACCAUGGGGCUGGUGUCAGCGUUGAAGCAGUUUGUGGUGGUUCACAUCCUCAUCGCGUACGUGUUCAUCGUGAGCGGGAUCAUCUGUAACAUCUUCCAGGCUGCAGGGUACCUGCUUCUCCGACCUAUCUCCCUCACAGCCUACAGGAAACUGGCAGCGUUCUUCACUAACAUGCACUGGAGCCAAGUGGUUUUCCUGAACGAAUGGUGGGCAGGGUCAGAAGUUACAGUUUAUUCUAGUGAUGAGCAGUGGCAGGAACACUUUGGGAAGGAGAAGGCUGUUAUAGUGAUGAACCACCAUUAUGAGGUGGAUUUUCUGCAUGGCUGGACCUUAUGUGAAAGGUUGCAGGUGUUAGGGACAUCCCGAGCCCUUAUAAAAGAAUCAGUCAAGUACCUGCCUGUUGUUGGCUGGACCAUGUUCUUCAUCGAGUUCCUCUUCCUGAAACGUGACUAUGAGGAGGACAAGAGAACCAUCGUCAAACAGCUGAAGGAACUACAGAACUAUCCAGACAACUUCUGGCUCCUACUGUUCUGUGAGGGCACACGCUUUACUGCAGAGAAGCAUGAGAAGUCCAUGGAGGUGGCCAGGAAGAAGGGUGUGCCUGAGCUGAAACAUCACCUGCUGCCUCGUACCAGGGGCUUCCUACUCUGUGCACAGGGCAUCAGGGAGUACAUUCCAGCCUUCUAUGAUGUAGAAAUUCACUUUCCCAAUGGCAGUGCAGAGCCAACAUUAAUGGGUCUGCUGAAGGGAGAGGCACAGCAUGCCCACAUCUAUGUCAGGAGGAUCCCUACAGAGGAGGUACCAGAAGAUGAGGAUGCCUGUGCUGAGUACUGCCAUGAACUGUAUAGGAUAAAGGACAGAAAUUUUGAGUACUUUGAGCAGAAUGGUCGGUUCCCGGACAAGGUUCGCGAGAUCCCUCGGAGGCCGUACACACUGAUCAUCAUCAUCUUCUGGUCCGUCCUGCUGGUGGUGCCCCUCAUCAAGUACCUGGUGGGCGUGGUCAUGUCAGGAUCCACCCUCAUGAUUGCUGGAGUCAUCAUGGGCGGGGUCCUAGUUUCACUGUUGCUGCAGAAGAUGAUGGAAGUAACCCAGAUCUCCAAAGGCUCCAGCUAUGGACACACCAAGGGGAAUGAUAAGAAAAAGGAGUAGCCUGCAGUGGACAAUGGUAAUCACCUUUCAUAUGAAAACUGUUACAGUAAUAGAAGAAUAAGAGUGAUGGUAUGGUCGUUCACAGUCCAGACAUGUGUACUAAUGGUCCUGUUUAAUAUAAACAUGUCAUAUACAUGUAAGUACAUUCUUAUGUAGUAUCACAACAAGUGCUUCCUAAAAAAUCAUCUGGAAAUGUGUGCAGCUAACAAUACAGAUUUUGUCUUGCAUGGAAAGCUAUGUAAUAGACUAGGUACAUGAAAAACAUGAAUACUCAAUAUGUGACUUUUAAAGAGCCGUGGCCCUGUUUUAGUUUUUAUGUGUUUUCUUUUUACCAUAGGUAAAUGCAAGGAAGUAUCUGUACGACAUACUGUAAUAGUAUACUGUACUAGUUUGUUUGACUCAUUGUUGUGGCUAUAAAGUCACUUGAAGUCAGAAAAAAGAUAUGAUGCUUGAUCCUUUCCAAGUGUAUUGAAUAAGUGAGAACUUAUUCCAUGUAAUUAUGAUAUUGUGCUCUUACAAUUGAACACAGCCUUAUACAUAGAUGUAUUGUGAUUAUCAUUAAGGCAUUCUUUGUUGAUAUUUGCAGUGCUUUGAUUUAUCAAAAGAAGAUGAGACUUAUAAGAUGCACUGCACUGUAGGUUAUAUAAUAUCUAAUGUGUGUUGUUCCAGUGCCUAACCUGUGAUUGUGAUAAAUAUUAUCUACCAUGCAAAUAGAUGCUGAAGUGGUAUAAAAGUAUAACUGCAAGGUAAAAUUUGAUAACUGAUUAUCAAGUGACAUCUAAAUAGUUGAGCUGUGGCAUCGGAUAAAACUCUUGAAGGUGACGGCAAAAAAGAAAGCUGUAUUGCUGUAUUAACAGGAUGUAAAUGAUAGUAUGAUCUCGUAUUAUCUUGGACGUAGAAUCAUGGUUGUCAGUUAAAAGGACAUAUCUCUUCUUAUCAUUACUUUCACAUAGUGCAGGUUGAGCUGUAGUUUUCUUUUCUAUAAGCUUGUUUCCUUGUUGUCUCACACAUUGAUGUCUUUAGUUACUUCUCAAAGUACAUAGUUUUCUGCUGAUCAUGAACUGGUAGCAAUUGACCAAAAGUGAAAAUAUGUUUUACAUGCAGGUUGAGAUUCUUUUUGGUUUUGAUUUACUACUUUUUUCUUUAUCAUAAGUUUCUUUAUUGCAGUAAGUUACUUUUAAAGGGUCUGACGAAGAUACAGCAACUGUUUAUUGUAUUGUGCAUGUGGCCAAAUUUUGUGAUGUUUGUUCUUGUGAAUUUGCUGUUAUGUAACGUAUUUAUUUUCACCAUGAUUUUAUGUAACUGAUGAGUUAUUUUAGAAAUAUUGUAUUUUCCACAUGUACACAGUACCUUCUUAAAUGCCAUACUAAAUCAUGUCUCAGGAUAAUGGAUUUGCUAUGUGAAUCUAACUAUAUUUUAAUUUUUUGCGUGCAAUAAUUUGUAGCAGAAGACUAGAACGCAAAUAUGAUGAAAAAUGCUAACAGA